Trichosurus vulpecula (common brushtail) is the source of this 609-nucleotide messenger RNA. It is a transcript of the gene CRYAA, whose product is annotated as crystallin alpha A. Gene Ontology annotation, biological process: response to heat; protein refolding; lens development in camera-type eye. The coding region runs from base 1 to 609 and encodes 202 amino acids. NCBI's taxonomy places the organism in Eukaryota, Metazoa, Chordata, Mammalia, Diprotodontia, Phalangeridae. The transcript is spliced from 4 exons. Gene Ontology annotation, molecular function: structural constituent of eye lens; protein folding chaperone. The record is from RefSeq and is a predicted model, not a curated record.
AUGGACAUAACUAUCCAGCACCCCUGGUUCAAACGUGCUCUUGGAUCCUUAUAUCCAAGCCGUUUGUUUGACCAGUUUUUUGGAGAAGGCCUUUUUGAAUAUGACCUCCUGCCUUUCCUGUCCUCCACCAUCAGCCCUUAUUACCGGCAGUCACUCUUCCGAACUGUGUUGGAAUCCGGCAUUUCUGAGCUCAUGACCCAUGUGUGGUUUGAAAUGCACAAACCACAUGCUGGAAACCCCAAGAACAACCCUACCAAGGCAAGUUGUUUGUGUUCAGUGAGAUCUGACCGAGACAAGUUUGUUAUCUUCCUGGAUGUAAAACACUUCUCUCCUGAAGACUUGACUGUGAAGGUGCUGGAUGACUUUGUGGAAAUUCAUGGGAAGCACAGUGAAAGACAGGAUGACCACGGCUAUAUUUCCCGUGAAUUCCAUCGUCGAUACCGCCUGCCUUCCAACGUGGAUCAGGCCUCCAUUUCCUGCUCUCUGUCUGCUGAUGGCAUGCUGACCUUCUCUGGUCCCAAGAUCCACUCUAACAUGGAUGCAAGCCACAGUGAUCGAUCCAUCCCUGUAUCUCGUGAGGAGAAGCCCACCCUGGCUCCCUCUUCCUAA